Porites evermanni is the source of this 1781-nucleotide messenger RNA. Lineage: Eukaryota; Metazoa; Cnidaria; Anthozoa; Scleractinia; Poritidae. The record is from the annotation of a GenBank genome assembly.
AUGUCCUGGAUUCCAAAUAUCCGCGUUCAGCGAUUUUUUCAGCAACUGCUUGUCAACUUCAGGCGAAUUGUAUCAAAUGUUCGUCAUUUUGGCGGGGCCCUCUUUCAAUGGCUUUUUUGUGGGCGUUGGAACAACCGAGAGACUCAGUUGGAACGCGGUCUUAAUCAAGGUAAACUGAAAGGAAACGAACUUUACUGGGCAAAGCGGAAAAGUUGUGUAUCAGUAGGAAGAUGCAAUGUGAAAUUGAACACAUCAAAACACAAAUAUAUUGUUGCUACUGAUAGGCAAGAACCAGUCGAACCACUUUCUUGCGUUGUGUAGAAAGUCCUUUUUUACAAACCACGUCUAUAACAAAUUACAUGAAUAAUUGUAACCUAUAAUGUUGUUCAUUUUCAUUAGCUAUUAAUCAUCACAACAAUGAAGCUCAGGUAAGGCGUUCAAGUCUGCACCGUGAAGAAGGCAAGAAUAUAAAAGAACCUGUGGAGAAUGAUGAGGGUAAGGUGAUAAAAUUUAAACAACUAAGAUAGAUUCCGAUUUAAGAAUACUGACCUUCUACUGAAAUAAAAGCCCUAAAAGAUGGUUCCUUCAUAAACCAUGCAACUUACAAUACAUGACUAUGUCUUAUGUCCGGACGGAAAUCGAUCUAAUCAUGUUUGAGCCGGUUUGGAGAUCUAUGGAAGGCAAACAUCCAAGUGAACGAAAACAGGCUAGGAUUUCAGCUGAUUUUGAGCCAUUGUAAGUUCAUCGCUCACAAAUGUUUUUGUGCAUGUUUCAUAGAGUCGAAAUAGAAAUGAAUUUUUUGUUGCUUCGGUCCAUAAUUCGCAGAAUUUUCUCCCUUUCCGCUAUGGCCUCUUUGCGAACUACCUUCGAAACAGCCUUUCUUUUAACAACUGAUCUUACUCCUUCUACUCUAGCGUUUUGGCGCGGAACUGAACUAUCUUUUGCAUAGGCCCUUCUAAUUUAUCACUGAAUCAUGCUCGAAGUGAAUGCUGUGCGGCUUAUUGAACCCCUUUCCAUAUUUCGGGUACGUUUUUUAUAUAAAAAAACUUUUUCCUUUUUUCUUGAGCAAGAGCACUGUCAUGGAAUUGUCUAUCCCCCGCAGAACUCGACCUCUCUUCGAUGAGGUUGUCGGUCUUGGAGGCCUGCAAAUAAAAGCAAACUUGUUUAAUUUCAUCUGGGGUCGAAUGCUGAGGUUCAGAAAGGACGUCGAGCAAAAACAUUGUUUAAUCUGGGUCAGUGAGAUUGCCUUUUAAACGUACUUCUGAAGAUUUUAUAUCAGUAAAUGUUCACAUUUAAACAACCCGAGACGUUGAUUCUUGCGGAGUUCUUUCUUAAACGAUCGACAUCUUUGUCAUUCCCUUUUUAGUAAACAUAAGUAGAACCUGUAUUGCUCCUAGAAACUCACCUCACCAAUGUCCGCAAAGAGGGUCGGUUUUACUGAAGAUAUGGAAAGAAAUAUUAGGGAUUUCUGACUCAUUAGAUUUGUGUCAGCUUGAUAUUUUACCCUUGUUUGUUAAUACACACCUAGUGAUCUUGGUGUUUAAAGAAAUCUGAUUGGUGUUUUCCAAUUUUUGUAUUCAAAACAGUGUUUUCCCAUUUUCUUUGAGAUGAUUUUUUUUUGCUCGAUGGAAUUAUGUGUACAACUAAUUUUCAUUAAGGUGAUGUUACACGAGACGAUUCGCAACAAGGAUUUUUGGUGCAACAAAGCGUUGCAAAUUUGUUGCGUCAUUUUUUGAAUAGUGACAACCUCGUUCCUAUAUUGGAACGCUGUGUUGCACUAA